UAAACCGGAUGACAUUUGGCCGCAACUAUUGGUCAAAAAUGAGAUUUCAGUCCGUGAUUUGAAUCCACGAAAUAUGAGUCGAGUAUUGGAUAAUCCCUUUCACACCACUUGUGAUGGCUUUUGGAAAGACUAUUAUUUUAUUGAUGUGAACACGACAUCAGGUGUAGUGAGAGGUCUCACUAUAGAUGUGUUGAACACAAGUGUUGACCAGUUUUUGGGUAUACCUUAUGCCGAACCACCGGUCGGUGCGCUUAGGUUUGCAAAACCAGAGCCCAUUAAAAAGCCAUCGAAAAUGCAACAGCACCCGGGAACUCUUGUUUGCAACUCCCAAGUUCUACACUGGAUAUGUUUAAUACUGGCAUUAACUCUGAGCUUAAUCUCAUCCAAAGUGAGGACUGUUUGGUAC
Molecule: messenger RNA, 406 nt
Organism: Oppiella nova
Lineage: Eukaryota; Metazoa; Arthropoda; Arachnida; Sarcoptiformes; Oppiidae
Source: the annotation of a GenBank genome assembly